Messenger RNA from Chlamydomonas reinhardtii, 9361 nucleotides. RefSeq lists its product as uncharacterized. NCBI's taxonomy places the organism in Eukaryota, Viridiplantae, Chlorophyta, Chlorophyceae, Chlamydomonadales, Chlamydomonadaceae. The record is from RefSeq and is a predicted model, not a curated record. The transcript is spliced from 6 exons. Bases 210 to 8501 code for a protein of 2763 amino acids.
CAGCGGCGACGACGACCUUUGAGACUGGGCAGCUCGAGACAUUUAGGGUCCCUUGCACGUCUCGUUCUGAGAAAUAAUCCUAAACGGUGACGCAGACUUGCAGCGACUGCCUUUGAGUGGAUUCACAUAGCAUGUGAAGUCCAGGUGGCUGAGUUUGGCGUGGGAAAUCUGCCAGGGCCUGGGGCUGUAAGGCAGGAAGCCCUGCGAGGAUGACCUCCAUUUCAUUGCCAGGGUUUGGCAACGUGCCGGUCAUUGCCGUGAGCUCGACCAGCUUCGACGAGGAGUUUGUGGCUCCAGGGUUUGGAUCCGACGAUGAUGAGCCGAUCUUCCUCAACCCCUCGCAGCGCCGCCUGCGGUCCAACAUGUUCGGCCCAGCCGGCUUCGGCGCCGGCGCCGGUGGACUGGGCAUGCUCACGAGCCUCAUGAUGGGCGGGGCCGGCGGCGGCUUUGGCGGCGGCUUUGGCGGCGGUGGCAGCGCCGGCGGUGGGGGCCUAUUUAGUGGCGGUGGUGGCGGCGGCGGCAGCAUCUUUGGUGGCGGCGGGGGCCUGAGGAUGCCCACCGGCCCGCCUGCGGGGCUGCCGCCCGGAGGCAGCCAGUUCGCAGCCCACCCCGGCGGCCUCGGGCACCUCGGGACCGGAGCAGGCGCGGGCGCGGGCACGGGUCGGGUUGGCCGCGGCGGCGGCGGCGGCGGCAGUAGUAGAGCCCUGCCGCCGCCGCCGCCGCUGGCCCAGCCAUUGGCGGCGGCGCAGGCUCAGGGGCAGGGGCAGGGGCAGAGCCCGGGGCGCUUCAGCAGCGGCAACCCCUUCCCUGGCGGCGGCCCGUUUGCGGAGGCGUGGGAGGCAGCUAACGGCGGUGCUGCUGCGGGUGCUGCGGGUUCCUCUGGCGGUGGCGGUGGCGGUGCUGGUGGCGGCGGCGGGGCACGUGGGGGUGCGGCUGCUGCCACUGCAGCCAUUCCUUCGUCCUCCACGUCAUCCCGGUUUGUUGGGACCUCGUCCACGGACGCCUGGGGGCCCGGGGGCGGUGGCGGCGGCGCAGCUGGCAGCGGCUCGCCAGGUCUGAUGGAUGUGCACAACCGGGUGUCACGGCUGGCAGGUCCACGAGUUGGCGGCGGCCGCGGGGUGGGCGCGGGGGGCGGAGGCGGGGGCGGGGGCAAUGGGCUGUGGCGCGCGUGGGGUUACGCGGACCCGACCACCUCUGAAGAGGAGGAAGAGGCGGACGAGGAGGAGGAGGGCGAGGGCGACAGCUCGGAAUGGGAGACGCUGCCAGACGGGGAGAACGAGGCAGAGUACCAGCGGCUCCUCGACCCGGGGUGGCACAGCCGCGAGCACACAGCGCAGGACAACGCGGCGCCGGCUGCAGCAGCCGGAGGAGACGGCGGCGGCGCUGGCAGUAGCAGGAACAGUAGCCGGGUACCAGGGCCCUCGGCGGCAGUAGCCGCGGCGAGGACUGUGGCAGGCGGGGGCCGGGGCGUCGACGACGAUGCUGAGAAGGUGGAGGAUAAAGAAGACGAGGAUGGUGAGGAUGAUGAGGAUGAUGACGACAUGCCGCGGCUCCUCAUGUCAUCUGGAGAUGACAGCGAAGGCUGUAGCAGGAGGGGACGCCCUGCGCGGGCCGCGCAUGCAGCCGGCGCCAGCGCGGCGGCCAGCAGCAGGCGGGGGCCAGCGGCUUCGGCGGCGUCAGCGGCGAGGGCGGGCGGGCAUCGGUUGCAGGGUGACGACGCCGGGGAGGGUCGGGGCUGCGCAGCCGGGAGCGAGGAGGAGGAGCCGCUACUGCCGGGGGCAGGCGGCGGCAGUAGCAAUCGGCGGCGGAGGCGCGGCAGUAGCAGCAGCAGUAGUAACGCGGCUUGGCCGGCAGUCUCGGCAAAACAAACCCGCCAGCCGCCGCCGGCGGGGCGCGCAGCGCCGGCUGCAGCCACAGCCGCCACAACCGCAGCUGCAGCAGGGGCAUUGGCGGCAGGGGAGGGGUCUGCAGCAGUAGCAGCAGCGCCGGCAGCAGGGCUGUCGGCAGUAGCAGUGCCGGCGGCUGUGGCGGUGGCGCACCGGCGGCGCGACGGCAUGGCUUGGUCGCUUGCGCGGCUGGCGCUUGGGCUGGUGCUACUGCCGCUGCGGUUUUUGAUGCGCGCCGCCGGCCUUUCGGGUUCUAGGGCAGCUGGCCGUUCGGGUUCUGGGGCGGCGCCGCCGCAGGCUGUGCAUCCCGCAGCGCCCCCCGCGAGUGGCAGCAGCAGCGGCAGCGGCGCGAGGGAGGAGCAGCACCUGCUACUGCGCACGCAGGUCAGCGGCAGUAGCCAACAGCAGCUAUACGACGCAGGCGGGGGCCUGCACCGCUCGCGGUCCGCGGCGGCGCUGCGGCUGGCGCGCACGGCGGCGGCUGUAGCAGCUGCGGGGCCGGUGGUGGUGCGGGGGUGGGCCGGCCGCAACAGCGGCUCGGUGCGCGCUCUGCCGGCGGCGGCAGCAGAACCUGCAGUAGCGGCGGUAGCACUUGCAGCUACGGCAGCGGCGGCAAGGGAGCCGACGGGCACAGUGUCGGCUCCAGGGGGGCCGGCAGUAGCAGCCGCGGAGCCAGCGAGCCCCGGCCCGGUAGCGGCAGUAGCAAGCAACAGCGGCGACGCCGUCGCCGCCGCCGCGGGAUUCCGCGCCGCGUUCCUGCAUGACCGCCUGGCUGUAGCCGCCAGCCGCAGUGCCGCUCCUGUUACAGCCGCUGAGGCAGCGGCGACGCCGCCGCUACAGCAGGCGGCGCGAGUGCGCGAUGGUGGCAGUAGCAACGUAGCAGCGGCGCCGCUGCCGCCGCCGCCGCUGCCACCGCUGGUGCCGCUGCCUGAGCCGGUGACCGCGCCCCGGCGACAGGGGCGGCCGCGGCUGGCCUGGGCCGCUGGCGGCGCCGCCGCCUCUGCCGGCAACAUGUACCGUACUGCCGGCGGCGGCCGCGGUGGCGGCGGCGGCAGCGAGGCUGGCUCUUCCGGAGAUGACAGCAGCACUGCCAAGCGGACCCGCGGCGGCGGCGGCGGCGGCGGCGGUGGCGGCGGUCUGACGGGGCGUGGGCAUGCCGCCGUCCGCCGUGGCGGGAGUGCAGGCGGUGGUGCAGAUGACGGGGUGGUGGUGGUGGAAGAGGAGGAGGAGGACGACGAGCAGCAGCAGCGGGCUGCGCCGGCGGCGGCGCGGGCGGGGCGGUGGGCGACCGCGCGGCCGCACUCGCCCAGCCGCGGGCGUCAGGGCCGCGCCUGGCUCCACACGGAGGAGUCUGUGUCGGAGGCGUCAGAGGCGGAGGCGUCAGAGGCGGAGGCGUCAGAGGCGGAGGCGUCAGAGGCGGACGAAGGCAGUCCUGAGGACGUGGGCGUGGGGACGGAAGUGGGAGACGGGCGCGACCAGGUGUCGCCGCCUGCGGCGUCGCCGGCGCCUACGGCGGUGGCGAUCGGGCCGGGCCAGGCGCCCAACCAGCGCUACCCGUGCCCGCACUCGCACCCGCACGCGCUGCCUCACGUGCACCGGCGUCGGCUGUCCGUGCCGCCCUUCCCCGCCGCUCCCGAGCUCGACGGCGGCGUGUUUGACGACUCUGUCUGCAUCGGCAGUACCACAUGCAGCAGCAGCGGUGGCGGAGGCGGAGGUGGAGGCGGCGCCGGCGUUAAUGCCGCUGCCGGCAACGCUGCCACUGCCGCUCCUCACAGAGCGGCGCAGCUGGUGGCGGCGCCGGCGGACGAGGUGGCUGAGGCGGCGGCGGCCGCCGCGGCCGCCGCGGCUGCGGCGCUGCCGCCGCCACCUGCCCGCGCACAGUCGCUGUCGCUGCCGCUGUCGCAGUCGCCGUCGCUGCCGCCGUCGCCCGCCACUGGCUCGUCGCCGCUGCAGACGCUGCUGGACAUGGCAGAUGACGACCGAAUGGAUGUGGACUCAUUCCUCUACGCUGCCUCCGCCACACUGCGCGCCGCCGCUGAGGCUGUGGCGGCGGACGCGGCGGCGGCGGCGUCGAGCAGUAACGAUGGCUCGGCGCGGAUGGCGUCGUCUCGUGGGUACGGCUCGGGAUCUGGAACCGGAUCCGGAUGCGGGUCUGGGAUUGGAUCCGAGAGGGACAGCGGCCGCGGCCGGCGGCGGUAUGCCCGGCGCACGGGCAGCGGCAUGAGUGGCGUGAGCAGCAACGGCGGUCGCUCCGCCCCCGCUGGGGCUGCGGUUGCGGAUGAGGAGGGUGCGCUGCCGCCGCCAGUGGCGGCGCCGGUGGUGCCGGCGGCGGUGGAGGUAGCGGCGGCGGCGGCGGCCGCAGUCAAUGCAAUUUCGGUCGCGGGGGCGGAGCAGCGGCAGCAAGAGGAGGAUGGGCAGGAUUCGGACUCGAUGCCAGGGCUUGCGUACUCUUCCUCGGACAGCGAGCAGCGGCGGGAGCGGCGGCGGCGUGGCGUGGGGUCGCUCGGGGUCAAUCUGCCCGAUGAUUGCGAUGGCGAUGGCGACGACAACGUGCCCGCUCUCAUGCACAGCGACGACGACGAGGAGCCGUGGGGCCGCCGCGCAGCGGCGGCGGCGGCGGCGGUGGCGGCGGGAGCCGCGGCGGCGGCGGCGGCGCUGCCAGCCGCCGCUGGCGCGGCCGCUGGCGGCGGGCGGCGCUCCGCACCUGUCGGCCUGGGCGGCUCCUGGCUGGCGCGCAGCGCUGUGCAUGACCCCUGUGCCGCCGCUGCUGCUACUGCUGCUGCUGCUGCUGGUGGCGGCGGCGGCGGCGGCUGUGCCGGUGGCGGUGCUGGCGGCGCGGCGGCUGUGCAGCGGCUGCUGGGGGAGGAGGAGGAGAAGGAGGGCAGCGAUGAUCACAGCAAUGGCAAUGAUGGUGACAGUGAUGAUGACAGCGACGAUGAGGUGCCGCCGCUCGCGCCGCCGUCCGAUGAGGAGGACACGGACACGGACACGGACACGCAUGCGGAUGUGCUGUCCGAGGAGGAGGGGGUGGAUGGGCGCCUGCGCGGGGCGGACGGCGAUGGCGUCCCUGACCAUGACGGGGAGGAGGCGUGUUACCAUGAUGAGGAUUUCGAAGACGAGGAUGAGGGGGAGGAGGAGGAGGAGGAGGAGGAGGACGAAGAAGACUAUGAGGAGGAGGAUUAUGAGGAGGAGGAGGACGAGGAGGCGUCCGGCGAGAGGAGCGAGUCAGUCGACGCCAUGCCACCCCUGGCGUUCUCGGACUCGGAUUCGGAUUUCGAAAUGGAGCUGCGGCGGGCUCCGGCCGCGCCGGUGGAUCUGGAUCCGAAUCAUGACGGCCACGUUGAUGGCGGUACUGGAAGCGACAUCUCCUCGGAUCUGGAUUCGGAAUCCAAUGACUCCAUGCCGCCGCUCGUGCGCCUGGGCCCGGGUGGCACCGUGGAGCAGGUGCCUGUUGACGAGGAGGAGGAGGCGGCGGCGCGGCGGCGGCGGCGGCAGGAGCGGCGGGCGGAGCGGCGGCGGCGCCUGCAGGCCGGCCUGCAGCCAUUGGGCUCCCCAAGCAGGGCCAUCGCUGGCGGCAGCGGUGCAGGUGGCGGCGGCGGCGGCGGCGGCGUGCACCUGAUGGAUCUGUCGGCGGCGGCGGAGGCGGUCCUGGAGGCGCUCUAUCCAGCCAUGAUGGAAUCUGCCGCCCAAGCCACAGGCGGCGGCGGCGGCGGCAGUGGCCCCCGCCUGAACCGCUACGCGGGUGGACGCGUGGACCUGCCCGCUGGCAGCUCCCUCCUCGACGCCCUCGUCCGCCCCGACGGCGCCAGCGGCCCCGGCGGCCCCGCCGUUGGCGGCGGCGCCGGCGCCAGCCGAAUCUUCAGCUUCACCAUCCCCGCCACCGGAGGUGGCGGCGGCGGCGGCGGCGGAGCCGCCGCCGCCGGCGGGGCCGGCGGAGGCGGCACCGCCACCGCCGGCGGCUCGGUGCGUCUGCACGUGGGCGGCGUGCACGUGUCCACCAGCUGGCGCAGCUAUCUGCCGCCGGAGGAGUACGGGCGCGGCGGCGUGGGGCCCAACGACACGCCGGGGCUGCCAGGGACCUACGAGGCGCACGAGAUACCGGCGUGGGCGGCGCGGUUCGCGCCGCAGCGGCCGGUGGCGGCGGCGGUGCCGGCGGCGGCGGCUGCGGCUCCGGCUGCGGCGGCGGCGGCGGCGCAGGCGCAGGCGGCUGGAACCCACGAGGCGGCGGCGGUGGGGCCGUUGGCAAGUGCGCGUGGCGCCGGCGGCGGCAGUGGUGGCAGCGGUGCUGGUGGUGCGGGCGUAGGGGCAGGUACUUCCGGACGUCGGGAUGGCAUCGGCGGCCGCGCUGCGCCCGAAGGCGGCGCCGACAACGCCGCGCUGGGCCCGGUGGAUGCAGCAAUGGCGGCGGCAUUUCUGGAGCAGCUGUUUGGGCCGCUAGGCGAAAUGCCGUACGGCGGCGGCGGCAGCGGUGCAGGUCGCUCCAGUGGCAGCGAGCAGGAGGAGGAGGAUGACAGUGACAAUGACAGUCUGCCGCCGCUGCUGUCGCCUGAUGAAAUAGGUGCGCCGUUGCCGCCGUCGGCGGCGGCGGCGGCGGCGGCGGCGGCGGCGGCGGCGGCGGGGGGCGGCCGUGGGGGUGCAGGUCAUGGCGCAAGCGGCGUUUCGGGCCGAGCGCCAGCGCCGCCUGCCGCGCCCGCUGUUGCGGGCGGUGCCGCCGCCGCCCCUGCUACAGCCGGUGCGGCUGCAGCGGGUGCGGCUACAGCUGGCGGCGGUAGCAGCAGCAGCAGCGCCCCCGGCGUUCCCUACCGCCACGACCGCAGCAGCCGCAGUGGCGGCGGCGGCGGCAGUAGCAUCAUGCAGCUUGGCGCUGCCGCCGGCGCCGCCACCACUCUGGUUAUAACGCCGCCGAGCAUCGACGAGGAAGAUGAGGAUGCCGCGUCGCACCGCCGCCGCCGCCGCCGGCGGUACACUGCUGGUGCCGGCGUCGACGGCGCCGGCGCUGGAGGCGCCGACGGCGCCAGUGACAUCAGCAGCAGCAGCGCUGACGUCAGCGGCGCUUCCUCCGCAGCCAGCUCUGAGGCGCCGGUGCCGCUGCUGACUGGGUCGCCGCAGCUGCCUUACCCGCCCUCGCACUACACCGGCAGCGAAGGCGAGGAGGAGCGGGAAGGGGGGAGUGGCGAGGAGGGUGAAGGCGAGGAGGAGGAGGAGGAGGAGCGGGAGUCGUAUGAGUUCACAGAGGAGGAGGUGGAGGGCUAUGAGGAGAAUGCGGUGGUGCAGCGGUCGGCGACAGGGGCUGCGGGGGCCGAUGGGGAGCGGGAGGGCGAGGAGGAGAAGGGCGUGGAGGAGCAGGAGGCGGAGGAGGAAGAAGAGGAGGCGGUCUCAGACGAUGGCGAUGCGUUUGAGCUGCCGCCCAUGGACCCUCCCAGUGACUACGCCUCUUCAGAGGAGUCGCCGCAAUGGAGGCCGCGGCAACGUCAGCGGCUUGGCUCGCCGGCGAUCGCGGCAGCAGCGGGGGCCAGAGCUGCACGGGCGGAGGCGGCUGCAGAUGCCGCUCCCCGCGCAGCCCUGCGGCAGCCAGUGCCGACGGCGCCGGUGGCGGCGCCGGCGCCGCUGCCACCCCUGGCCGCGCGCAACAGCGCAGGGCCGCUGCUUCAGGGCGUGGCCGCCGCCGCUGAGGCCGCCGCCGCCGGGCCGGGAGCGCGCAGCCAGCGCGGCGAGAGCGCGCCUGCGAGCGUGCCGCUGCCGCCCAUGCCACCGCCGCCGCCGCCGCCACUCUCGCCGCCACUCCCGGCAGCGGCGCCACGCGAGGACGCGGGCUCGGACGGUGCCGUCGCUGCCGCAGGCGGCGAUGGCGGCGCGGCCACAGGCGCCGCACCAGCCACUGGCGCCGGCGCUGCCAGCGCCGAAGGCGACAGCAGCAGUACAGCCGGCGGCGCAGCCGCCGCCGCCGCCGCCGGCGCGGCGGCCGCCGCUGGCGGCGGAGUCGGCAGUGGCCUGCCGGGGGCGGGUCACGGCCCGCGGCCGCGGCGCAACGCAAUGACCUUCACGCUGUCCGACAUGCUGCGAGCGCGCAACGCCGUGGAGAGCAGCGGCGGCGUGUGGGGCGCCCAGAACGGCAGCAGCAACAGCGACAGCAGCGCCGCUGCAGCCACAGCCACGGCUGCUACAGCUGCUACAGCCACCUUCUCUGGCAUGGGCGCCGCCAUUGGCGCCGCCGCGCCGGGCAGCUACAGCCACGCCCGCCGCGUGCCCACCCUGCCGCCGCCGCCCGCGCCGUCACGCCCACUCUUCGCACCCUUGCCCUCGCCCGCGCCAGCCCCAUUCUCAUCCCGAGCAAGCGGCACCGCCGCCACCGGCAUAAUAGCCGCCGCCGCGUCCUCCUCCUCCCGGUUGCUGCCGGUGGCUGUAGCACGGCGGCCGGUGCCCAGCGCGGCUGUAGCACUGCUGCUGGAUGACGACGCCUUCAUUGAGGGUGUUUUGGAGGGCCUGCCGGGGGUAGAGGUGCGGCCGGCGGCACGUUGUGUGCGCGAUCUGGUUCGGCGGCUGGCGGCGGACGCGGCGCUGGGUGCGGAUCCCGUGAGGGACCCGUUUGGGCCCUACUUUGACUCUGCGUUUUGAGCGGAGCGGCAACGGACGGAGCUGGCGUGGUAGCGAUAGCUUGUGUGCGCUGGGAUAGAACACGAGCAAGGGCACACACGGGAUAUGGUGUGUGCGGUGCGGUGCGUGUUUGUGCGUGUGUUGCUGUGUGUUUGCGUUUGCUGCGGCAGCACAGACGCGCUCGGAGGGCUAGGAAUGUGGUCUGCACGACCAGCGCGCAUUUCGUGGAGUGGAGAAGGCCUGGAGGCGACCCCUUCGGCGCAAUGCCAGCAGUAGUAAUGAAGAAACUGUUUGUGUUACGGACGCGUGUCUGCAAUAAGAUACCGUGCAGGUGUGUGGCAGCCGCUUUUUUGUAGCUUUCUGUAGUAGUAGGAGCUGGGACGUUUUGUUGUUUUAGUGCGCGCCAUGCGCAAAGGCUUGUGCAUCAGUGAGGUAGGUAGAAGGGGACGACAAAUGCACAGCAUGCGGGCACUGCCCCGCGCCCUGCAUUCCUAAACUUCUGCGCUGCCUGCAAACAAGAAAUGCCCAUACUUACACACCGUGCGCCUGUGUGGGUGCGUACGCAUGGGCGCGGACGCAGUCCUAAUGCGCCACAACAUCACGGGGACGUCGUGAGGGCGCGCCAAUACGAGAGAGGUUUGGCAAUUUGUAUCCCCGAGCACACGUACGCGCGAUGGAGCUUGCGUAGCGCGAAGCUGGAAGGCUGUUUGGGUGCACGAGGGUGAUACGGUACGGUUCUCGCGGCGGUUUUCUGCAGUCGUCGGUUCGUGAGGCAGCUCGGCUGCAGGCUGGGCGGAAGAUUUGGCCCUCCGGCACGGCCCAGGAGCAGGGCCCCUGGCGGCCCGGCCAGAAGCAUCUCGCACCGAACCGUAAUCCCAUAA